ACCACCUUCGCCUGCCUCUCCUCCAUCCUCUUUUCUCCAGCUUCCUCCUCUCGCAGGUGGCAUCAUCGGUGGGACCAGAGCGCGGGCGGGCGCGGCCCCCGGGGACCAUGGCGGGUUCCGACACUACGCCCUUCCUCAGCCAGGCAGAUGACACGGACGAGGGGCCCGUGCCCGGCACCCCAGGGCUGCCAGGGUCCAUGGGGGCCCCGAAGUCUGGGGAGCCCGAGAUCCUGGAUCGGGAGGGCCUGCAGCGCAUCACCGGCUUGUCAUCGUGCCGUUCGGCUCUCAUAGUGGCCGUGCUGUGCUACAUUAACCUCCUCAACUACAUGGAUCGCUUCACUGUGGCUGGAGUCCUUCCUGACAUCGAGCAGUUCUUCGACAUUGGGGACAGUAGCUCCGGCCUCAUCCAGACGGUGUUCAUCUCCAGCUAUAUGGUGUUGGCACCUGUGUUUGGCUACCUGGGGGACAGGUACAAUCGGAAGUAUCUCAUGUGCGGGGGCAUUGCCUUCUGGUCUCUAGUGACUCUCGGAUCAUCCUUCAUCCCCAAAGAGCGUUUCUGGCUGCUCCUCCUGACCCGGGGCCUGGUGGGGGUCGGGGAGGCCAGUUACUCCACCAUCGCCCCCACGCUCAUCGCCGACCUCUUUGUGGCAGACCAGAGGAGCCAGAUGCUCAGCGUGUUCUACUUCGCCAUUCCUGUGGGCAGUGGUCUGGGGUACAUUGCAGGCUCCAAAGUGAAGGACAUGGCCGGGGACUGGCACUGGGCCCUGAGGGUGACGCCAGGCCUGGGAGUGGUCGCCGUCCUGCUGCUCUUCCUGGUCGUCCGGGAGCCACCAAGAGGAGCCGUGGAACGCCGCUCGGACUUGCCACCCCUGAACCCCACCUCGUGGUGGGCAGAUCUGAGGGCUCUGGCAAGAAAUCCUAGCUUCGUCUUGUCGUCCCUUGGCUUCACGGCUGUGGCCUUUGUCACGGGCUCGCUGGCACUGUGGGCUCCUGCUUUCCUGCUUCGCUCCCGUGUGGUCCUGGGGGAGACUCCCCCCUGCCUCCCCGGAGACUCCUGCUCCUCCUCCGACAGCCUCAUCUUUGGGCUUAUUACCUGCUUGACCGGCGUCCUGGGUGUGGGCCUGGGCGUGGAGGUCAGCCGCCGCCUGCGCCGCUCCAACCCCCGGGCUGACCCACUCGUCUGUGCUGCCGGCCUCCUCGGCUCCGCGCCCUUCCUCUUCCUGUCCCUCGCCUGUGCCCGAGGAAGCAUUGUAGCCACUUAUAUUUUCAUCUUUAUUGGGGAGACACUGCUGUCCAUGAACUGGGCCAUUGUGGCUGACAUUCUGCUGUAUGUAGUGAUCCCCACCCGGCGGUCCACCGCGGAGGCCUUCCAGAUUGUGCUGUCCCACCUGCUGGGCGACGCGGGGAGCCCCUACCUCAUCGGCGUGAUCUCGGACCGCCUGCGCCGGAGCUGGCCCCCGUCCUUCCUGUCUGAGUUCCGGGCCCUGCAGUUCUCGCUCAUGCUCUGCGCCUUCGUUGGGGCUCUGGGCGGAGCGGCCUUCCUGGGCACCGCCAUCUUCAUAGAGGGUGACCGUCGGCAGGCCCAGCUGCACGUGCAAGGCGUGCUGCACGAGGCUGGACCCACAGAUGAUCGUAUUGUGGUGCCCCAGCGUGGCCGCUCCACCCGGGUCCCCGUGUCCAGCGUGCUCAUCUGA
Elephantulus edwardii (Cape elephant shrew) is the source of this 1694-nucleotide messenger RNA. RefSeq names its product spinster homolog 1 (Drosophila) (gene SPNS1). Lineage: Eukaryota; Metazoa; Chordata; Mammalia; Macroscelidea; Macroscelididae. Gene Ontology annotation, cellular component: membrane. The record is from RefSeq and is a predicted model, not a curated record. Gene Ontology annotation, biological process: transmembrane transport. Bases 108 to 1694 code for a protein of 528 amino acids. The transcript has 12 exons. Gene Ontology annotation, molecular function: transmembrane transporter activity.